Molecule: messenger RNA, 9468 nt
Organism: Pecten maximus
Lineage: Eukaryota; Metazoa; Mollusca; Bivalvia; Pectinida; Pectinidae
Product: membrane-bound transcription factor site-1 protease-like
Biological process (GO): proteolysis
Cellular component (GO): Golgi apparatus
Molecular function (GO): serine-type endopeptidase activity
Source: RefSeq, a predicted model, not a curated record
AGAAAAUGGCUGAAAAUAAUAAGUUGUAGAAGAGGAUAUGUAAGCGAGAACAUUACAAAGGAAAUGGAAAUGCCAUCACCACCUUGGAUAAAGCCAUGUGAUAAAAAUGACAAUAUUUUCAUUAAAAGUGUUACUUAAAAGCAAGGUUUUAUAAUUAAUUUUUGAAAUGUAGCAUCAAUUUGUGUCGGUAUCUCGCAGAAUGUAUGCCCAGAUCUUCGGGAAGUCUUUCAGACGAACCAUUCUGUUAUUACCAUUACUUCUGUUGUUCUUAAUGGUACCAGCUGGAAGUCAACUCUCUGACAAUGUGAAAUGUAACGAAACUUCUCCACUGGAAAACAUCAAAAUUGAAUAUGGAAGUAAAGUUGUCGAUCAUGAAUACAUUGUGUCAUUUAAUGGGUAUUAUAAGGCGCAAACAAGAAAACGUUAUCUCACUGCUGCCCUCCAUAAUUCAAAUGUUGUGUCGUGGAAAAUCAUGCCGAGAAACAACCCAGCAAACGAUUAUCCCAGCGACUUUGAAGUAGUCAAGUUGAGUGACGGAGGCAGGGCGGGGGUUGAGGGUCUACAGGAUCAUCCACUGGUUCGACGAGUCACACCACACAAACAAGUGACCAGGACGCUCAAAUUUAUACCAGACUUGGGUCACAAGGAUCAGGUCAGACGCAGUGAUACUGAGAAGGUGGAAGUCCACUCAGAUGUUAACAUAGGGGAGGAGGUCAAAGAGUGCAACUGUACCGACAAGGAUGAACCCUGCCCAAUCUCGUGUGACCCCAAAAAGAAUAAGAACCGUCGUAGUCUUUCUCUGAGCGCAACAUAUUGGCACUCUCCAGUCCGUUACAGAAACAGACGUCUGCUCAGAGCUGUCCCAAAGCAGAUUGUGAGUGCUCUCCAGGCCGAGAUUUUGUGGAACAUGGGUUAUACAGGUACAGGUGUGAAGGUGGCUGUGUUUGACACUGGACUUGCAGAAGAUCACCCACACUUUAAGAAAGGCCGAAUUAAAGACAGAUCGAACUGGACCAAUGAGAAGACACUGGAUGAUGGCCUUGGACAUGGUACUUUUGUGGCAGGAGUGAUAGCCAGCUCCAGGGAGUGCCUUGGGUUUGCUCCAGAUUCUGAGAUCUACGUCUUCAGAGUGUUCACAAAUAAUCAGGUGUCUUAUACGUCCUGGUUUCUAGACGCCUUUAACUACGCCAUUCUAAAGAAGAUCAACGUGCUCAACCUCAGUAUCGGUGGUCCCGAUUUUAUGGACCACCCAUUUGUUGACAAGGUGUGGGAGUUGACUGCCAACAAAGUUAUUAUGGUGUCUGCUAUAGGCAAUGAUGGACCACUGUAUGGUACUCUGAACAACCCUGCUGACCAGAUGGACGUGAUCGGAGUCGGAGGUAUCAACUUUGAGAACCAGAUUGCCAGAUUUUCUUCACGAGGAAUGACAACAUGGGAACUCCCCCAAGGUUAUGGACGCGUCAAGCCAGAUAUUGUAACAUACGGAUCUGCUGUCCGCGGAUCAGCCCUAAAGAGUGGGUGCCGGUCACUGUCGGGGACGAGUGUUGCCUCACCUGUUGUUGUAGGAGCUAUCACUCUGCUGUAUAGUGCUGUACUGGACAGAGCCCAUGUGAUCAACCCAGCCAGUAUGAAGCAAGCCUUGAUGGCAUCCGCAAGGCGUCUACCAGACGUAAACAUGUUUGAGCAGGGUCACGGCAAACUGGAUCUUAUCAAGGCUUACCAAACACUGCGCACCUACAAACCACAGGCCAGCUUGAGCCCAAGCUACAUUGACCUGACAGAGUGCCCCUACAUGUGGCCGUACUGCUCACAGCCACUUUUCUACGGACAGAUGCCCGUCAUCAUCAACGUCACUAUUCUAAAUGGAAUGGGUGUCUCAGGAAAGAUUGUUGAUAAGCCAACCUGGCACCCGUACCUCCCUCACCAUGGCAACUAUCUGGAUGUGGCACUCUCUUAUUCGGCAUCAUUGUGGCCCUGGUCUGGAUACUUGGCUGUUUCUCUCUCCAUUGCUAAAGGAGGUAAUGCCUGGGAGGGCAUUGCUCAAGGCCACAUCUCUCUCAUCAUAGAGUCUCCACCUGAGGGAGAGGAAACAGAGCCGAGGAGAACGACGCUAAAAUUGUCUGUCAAAGUGAAGAUUAUUCCCACUCCUCCUAAAAGUAAGCGUGUACUCUGGGACCAGUAUCACAAUCUUCGGUACCCACCCGGGUACUUCCCGAGGGAUAACCUACGAAUGAAGAACGACCCCCUGGACUGGAAUGGAGAUCAUAUCCACACAAAUUUCAAAGAUAUGUACCAACAUCUCAGGAGCAGUGGUUACUUCGUGGAGGUCUUAGGUUCUCCGUUCACCUGUUUUGAUGCUAGUCAGUACGGCACUCUGCUGAUCGUGGAUGCAGAAGAGGAGUAUUUCCCGGAGGAAGUAACCAAACUCAAACGUGACGUGGACAAUGGCUUGUCCAUCAUCAUCUUUGGAGAUUGGUACAACGUGUCGGUCAUGAGGAAAGUGAAGUUCUAUGAUGAAAACACAAGACAAUGGUGGAUGCCUGACACUGGAGGAGCUAAUCUUCCAGCCACUAACGACCUGCUGGCACCAUUUGGAAUGGCCUUCAGUGACCAAGUGUACGAGGGAGAUUUUAUGAUGGGAGAGCACGACAUGUACUAUGCCUCUGGAACAAGCCUUGCCAAGUUUCCCGAUGAUGGUGUGAUUUUGAGCCAUAAUUUAAAAGAUCAAGGCCAUGAAGUGUUAAAAGGAGAAGCAAAGACGGUGGAGGGCGUGGCCAUUCUCGGGCUGUACCAAACCACAGCAGCUCCAGAAAGUGGGCGUGUUGCCCUUUUUGGGGACUCAAAUUGUCUUGACAACAGUCACAUGCAGAAAGACUGUUUCUGGCUACUAAGUGCCCUGUUGGAAUACACAGCCUACAACAGCCUUGUUCCCCUAUUCUCUGGCACGGACCAGUCCAUUUUGCCUCCUGCAGAGCUGCCACUCAGAAUGGAGGGGAAUCACCUGCAUCGUUAUUCAAAAGUGCUAGAAGGUCACCUUGGGUCACCGAGGUCACGACCUCUACCUCAGUGUCCAAGACUGAUCUGGACAGUAGCACAUCCCUUGAAUGUUUCUGCUCCUUCAAAUCUGUACCAGCAACAGAAACUGCUGUCAACUGGACUAGACAUUCCUGUGCCUCCUGGGAUUGACCGACGAGACAGUGACCUGAUGCCCAAUAUGGGGAUGGUGAAGGAGUCCGGUGGAUUCCAGGCGGACCCACUGAUGAAACCAGCUAAUCAGCUCCAGGAUGUAGACUCUAACAGUGUUUUCCCAGUUGUGGCCUUUGUCGCCACAGGACUUGUGCUUCUUUUCCUUCUCAACCAGUACUAUAAAAGUCGCUCAAAGCCUAAAAAGAGGCGUCCAAGAUUAAAAAAGUUUCACCAAAUAUUUACCGGGAAAGUGCCGAGUGUAUGAUGUUAACUGUUUGUUAGGAGAGUGUGGCUCUGUGAGAGAUUCUGAUUUGUGUGUUUCAAGGAUAGCUCUGUGUGUACCUGUGUGAUUGACAGCCAUGUGUGUACCUGUGUGAUUGACAGUCAUAUGUGUACCUGUGUGAUUGACAGCCGUAUGUGUACCUGUGUGAUUGACAGCCAUGUGUGUACCUGUGUGAUUGACAGCCAUGUGUGUACCUGUGUGAUUGACAGCCAUAUGUGUACCUGUGUGUUGAAGGUACAGUGUGUAAGCAUGUGUUGAGAACAAACGUGUGCAUUUGUGUAUGGCAACAGAUGCAUGGUUGGUUUUCUGAAUUUUGUAACAAAACUUGAGAAUCCGAUUAGUGCCAUGUUGGUCACAGUGUUAAAUAUAGAAUCAAUUUUGAAAUGAAUUCUUUGAUAUUUGAGCAGAAUGUGUGAUUUUUCUGCAAGAUUUUACCAUUUCAGAAUAGUACAACAUUUUCAAGUACAUGCAUUGUGGUUUCAUUGUUAAAUUGUAUAUUUAACUGAUAAAUUCUCACAACAGACACUAAAUGAAAUUAAUCAUCAGUAAAUGUAAUUAGAUAACUUUUUUAGCAAACAUAAUUUAGAAAGGAUACUUUUCUUCUUUUUUUUUUUGCACUUAUAUUAAUUAACAUUUGUCUGUACUCGUAUGUCUGAUUGUUACAGUUUCUGUGAAUAAAUUAUGAAAUAAGUUUGUGUGAUACUAAAGUUGGCAGUAGAUGCUUAAGGUAGGGAAUCUCGCUGAAUUUCCAUUCCAUACAAACAUUGAAACGUAGGGGCCACGAAAGCUCAGUCGGUCAAAGUUCUGGCCACGUAAUCUCGGGUAAAGAUCCGAGAUGUAUGCUUAGACUCUCCCUAACCGUGUCGGUUUGUGUUUCUGAGGAAUCUGAGAAACGGGCCAAUCUGUACUGUCAUGGUUGUGUCCUUGAGCAAGACACUUUACCCUUAUUGCUCUGGGUGGCAUGAGACUGACCUCUUGUAUGUGUAGUGAGGUAGUCACCAACUGCUACAAGGAUACCCUCAAAAUGACCGUGGCUGUUCAUGGGGUGAUUAACCCAGCAAACAAACAAAAUGUUGAAACAUUAUUUUCAAGUUCUAAUUUUAUUGUUUUUGUACCUAUUCAAGGACCGGGGUGUGAUAAUCAUCAGAUUCUGUAAAAUUAUGCAUUAGAAACAUUGUGGUAGGUCCAUGACAAUUUUCUACUCUCAUCAAUACAAUUUUACAAUCGCCAAUUGUCCUUCAUUUUCAACAAAGGUUGAUGCCAACUGACAAUGUGAAGCACAGCAUCUUGUUUAAAGUUUCAGGCAUUUGAAGAAAUCUAAACACCUUGUAAAUACUCUUAAGUAAUGUUAAUUUUAAAGUAAAUUUAGUAAAUAUCGAUAGAGGUUUACAGAUUCAGUUUAAAUUUGUGUUGCACUUAAUGUUUUGAGAAAAAAUAAAAAUUAUGGAAGUGUUUUUUGAUAAAUACAGCAAAGAAAUGUAAAUAAAGAAAUUAUAGAUAACAAAAAUACUUAACACACUGGAUAUCAUCUUCAUUUGAGAUACAACUGAGCAUCUCUACCUUAACUGAAAUUUGCUGUCUGCGCUCAAUGCAUAAAUUAUUUAUUUGAAAAUCGACAUUUUGCAAAAUGAAAGUAAAACAUGCUACACUGUCAUUAUAUUUAUUCAUUAGUGGAUUGUGUACUCACUACUACUGUGUCCUCGUUAUAUGAGGGGUUUUAAUUGAUUCCUGUGGUUUUUUAUUAAGUCCGUAGUGAAAAUGAGGGACUUAGUGAUUAAAUAAUUAUGAUGUUGAUAUUUAAGGUAACUUACUGAAUUUAAAAAAAAAUAUUGUGCUACUGACUAUGAUUUACAAGUAUGAAACUGCAAAUGUGUGAGUGUCAGAAUUUUAUAUUUAUUGUAUAAAUUUAUAAUGUGCAUAAUUCCAAACCUGCCAACUGCAUCAGAGUUUUAUCUCACAAUAUUCAUUUGUAACUAGUUAGAUUUCCCCACCUACAAAUGAGUGUAACAUGACUUAUGUAAUCUAAGUGCAACAUGAACACAGGUUUAAAUGUAUAUAGUUGAGAUUUUUUCUACUCUGUUCAAACUUCUGAUAUGAGACAAUUAGUCGCAGAAUAUAUAAUUCAUCCCUAAACCUGUAUGAUGAUUUUUCUUUCUGAUCACUGUCCUUAAAUACUACAAACCACUGGAAUAAAAAAUAACAUUUUGGUCAUGUCUGAAUGAUACAUCGGGUGAAUUGUUUAUAUUUACUAUAUACUACAUAAUCAAUUAUACAUACACAUGAACUUGAAAUUUUCAUUGAGAAAGCAUUUCAGUUAAUACGAUAUACUGCAUAAUGUCACAUUCUUGCUAUAUCAUAUAAUUCUGUAAUGUCACAUUCUGCUUUGUAUCACAUUCUGCAUAAUGUCACAUUCUGUUUUUAUAUCACAUUCUGCAUAAUGUCACAUUAUGCUUUAUAUCACAUUCUGCAUAAUGUCACAUUGUGUUUUAUAUCACAUUCUGCAUAAUGUCACAUUAUGCUUUAUAUCACAUUCUGCAUAAUAUCACAUUCUGCUUUAUAUCACAUUCUGCAUAAUGUCACAUUAUGCUUUAUAUCACAUUCUGCAUAAAGUCACAUUAUGCUUUAUAUCACAUACUGCAUAAUGUCCCAUAAUGCUUUAUAUCACAUUCUGCAUAAUGUCACAUUAUGCUUUAUAUCACAUUCUGCAUAAUGUCACAUUCUGCUUAAUAUCACAUUCUGCAUAAUGUCACAUUAUCCUUUAUAUCACAUACUGCAUAAUGUUACAUUAUGCUUUAUAUCACAUACUGCAUAAUGUCCCAUUAUGCUUUAUAUCACAUUCUGCAUAAUGUCACAUUCUGCUUAAUAUCACAUUCUGCAUAAUGUCACAUUAUCCUUUAUAUCACAUACUGCAUAAUGUUACAUUAUGCUUUAUAUCACAUUCUGCAUAAAGUCACAUUGUGUUUUAUAUCACAUUCUGCUUAAUGUCACAUUCUGUUUUAUAUCACAUUCUGCAUAAUGUCACAGUAUGUUUUAUAUCAUAUUCUGCAUAAAGUCACAUUAUGCUUUAUAUCACAUUCUCAGUAAUGUCACAUUCUGCUUCAUAGAUUUAACUCUGGCAAAUGACAUUUGUAUAUGCAAUUCCUUAAAAUACAUUUGGAAACUGAGAAAUGUUCUGGUCCUCAGGCUCCAGGUUAUGGAGGUUUCACUAUGCAUUAAAGCACUAAUCACAAUGAAUACAAAUAAGGCUAUACAAUUGUAUAUUGCUUAAUAUGCUUCUUUUUUAUUCUGCAAGAUGAUCCAACUGUAAGAUUUUUUAAGAAAAAUCAACAAUUUUUUAUGCAGGUCAUUUUCAUCUCUGGCAAAUGAUGUGGAAGCAUUUUGUGAGAAAAGGCGGUUUGUCAUAUUCAAUAAAUAAUAAAUUAAGAAAGAGGGAGAGAAAGCUUCUGAAUUGUACUGUCAUCAGUUAAUGUCACUGUCGUUCACAACAGGUGUCAUUAUUGUCAGGUUUUCAUUUUUGAUAAAUUUUGAAAGCUUAUUAUGUCAUAACUAAUUUGCUUUGUACAAAAACGGAGGAAUAUGUUUGCUUUAAAAUUUGUACAAGUAAUGAAUCAUCAUUUCUGUGGGAAAGUUGAAAUCAUAGGCAUAUUUAUUGAAAAAUAUUUUUAUUUAUUGUUUUGGGGGUUGAACAAUGGCCAAAUGGGGGAAAUUAUUUUUAAAUAGUUUCAAUAUAAAUUUUUUAAAAUAUGUAUCAGUAUUUAUAUGAAAAGUCUGUUUUUUAUGCAGUGUAGGUAGACAGAAUCCACACAAGAUCGGUGUGGUCUCGAUGUGCAAUAGUGAACUUUAUUUUGCUUCUAUAUCUUUAUAAACCUGCUAAUAUAUUGUGUUUAGAGAAUUUUAAACUUUCUUUAUUAAUGAAAUCAAAGACUUUUAAUUGAAUUACUUUUGGGGAAAAGAAAGAGUGAAUUUAAAUGUUAUUUAAGUAAUUGAAAAAAUGUUAAUUUAAAUUAUUUGAGCCUGAAUAAUUUUGGUCUGGAGUCCUAUACACUGUAUUUGUAAAGUGAAUAUUUGAAUAUUGUAUUUAACAAGGGGGUCUUAAGAUCAUUGAAGUGCAGAUUGACAGUUGUUUAUAUGUCUGUGUCCUGGUAAUAUUUGUAACUGUUGUUGCUAUUGUAUAUAAAAGGGAUUUUGCACAAAUUUCCAAUAUACAGUCUUUAUAUAAGGUAUUUAUAUAUGUAAAAGGAAGGAGUAAUGAAAAAUAUCCUGUCUGGGGCUUGGACUAGCGAUCUCUAGCUCUCUAAGCCAAAAUCUUACCACUAGGCUAUAAAGGGAUUUAACAUCCAGCUUGAGCUAUUAAGGUGACAUACACUCUCCACUAUUACCGUAUUCGCCGCAAUUAACACCUCUCCCCAUUUAAGUGCCCCUACCCUUUCCGACAGAGAAAUUGAAAUUACAUAUGUAUAUCAACGCCACUCCUAAUCGUGAAACCACUUCAAAAUAUGUUGUAUUACUUACAUUUAUAUGUAGAGACUUUAGUUUGGUGAUCAAAAUAGACUCCCCCUAAAUCUUAGAUAUCUGGUCACAAUGUAUCAAAUUUUUUCUUUGACUUUUUCUUCACAACAUAGAUUAAGUUACCUUGAUAAACGCCCUCUCUCUAACGACGUUUUUAAGCGCCCGGGCGCUUAUUAUGCCAAAUAUGGUACGCUAGCUCCUACCUCACAAAGUUUUCAUCCUGAAUACAAUCUCAGCCUGGGUUCUUUAGCUCCUAGAAAACCUGUCUCCUGCAGCUGGCACUUGGAGUGAUCAACACCAAGUCUGUAAUAGGAAGGUGUAAUGAAAAUACCCUGGCCAUGCUGAGACUCGUGUUAGUGAACUCUCACUCUCUAAGGAACAUUUUACCACUAGUUAAAGGGAAGUUUCUCACCCACCUGAGCUAGUAAGGUGAACAUAUACUCCAAUUUUACAUAUUAUUGAAAUAUGGACUAUGAUUUGGGAAUUUGUGCCAAAUUUCCGUGGUCUACAUCGCAUGUUUAAAUGUUUAAUGAGUGACUCAAAAUGAUAUGAUUUAAAGUGGGAGCAUACAUGGUAGUCAGCUAAAAUAUGUACCAGAUAUGAAUAUACAUCUUUUUUGUUAGCAUUUGUAUUGAACACAGCAUGGGAAAACAUGAAGGUUUAAAAAUAAAUUCACAAUAUUGAAAAAAACAAAUUCUAGUAAGUUCUUGGUUGUUAAACUUCAUGCUGUGUAGGGUAAAAAUGAAGUAUGAAGUAUCAGAGAAAGGAAGGGGGGGGGGGGGGGGGGGGGGGGGGGGGGACAAAACUACCUGUAACUCCUUGACACAAAAAAUUUGUAUUUAAAUUUGUAUUUAUAUGUAUUUUUAUAUAUGGCAUCCCACCAUAUAUAUACUGUAUAGUUGAUAUUCACAUAGAAUUUCAUUUCUCUAAAAUUGUGGUCAUUGAAUAUAAUACAAAUAUAAUUUCCCAAUAUUUUUUUUUUUUUUUUUUCAAGGAACAUUGUGUGUAACAAAAAAAAAAAAUUUUAAUAAAUACAAAAGUAUUUUAUAGUGCUUAUUUGCAUUACUGCAGAAUGGUUACAUGAAAUUUGAUACAUAUGAACUAUGUACUUUCGACUGGGACAUCUGCUAAAAUUUAGACCAGUGAAAUUUUAUUCUAUAUAUACAGCUGUACUUCAUUGUUUACAUCACCAUAGACUUCUUUUUAUUCCAUGCAAAUUCUUUCACUUUAAUACAUGUCUUACAACUAAAAUACUUUUAAAUGUUUUCAACUAGAUGUUAUGUAGUGGUAUUAUGUUAGUCAUUAAUGGGUUUAUAGAAAUGUCUUCGCUAAUUUAAACUGUUGUAUGAACUUUAAUGUUAAUUUGUGGUGUGGCCUAUGCAAUUGGAAGAAUGAUUAAAUUGUACCCAAUAUGGAAGCAUAUUUGAAAUAUGUAAAAAAACAGAAAUAAAAACAACAUACAAAAAAUAAUAAAAUGGAAGUAAAUGAAA